UAUAAACCUCCCCAUACUGCAUGAUAAAGGUUGCAUGUUAAGGACUUUUGAUGAAUAAAACAAGAAUAUGAGUGACAAUAAAGGCAGGGGUGGAUCCUCCAGGGGUGGUAGUCAAGGAAAUCCAAGAGGAGGAUCUCAUGGAGGGCAGCGUGGUGGGCAGGCAGGCAGAGAAAAUCCCACAGGAAAGGCCAGAGGUGGAUCACAAGGUGGGCAUCGUGGUGGACAUUCGGGCAGAGGAAAUCCCACAGGAAAUGCCAGAGGUGGAUCACAAGGUGGCAGUGAAUUUUUUAGGGGUGGCUAUCAAGGACAUCCAGGACAGCGACCAGGGCAACAGAACUUCCAGCCUGGAAAUAAUCAGCAAUAUUUUCCAAGUCAGCCCAUAGGAUCUAAUGUACAUCAACCAAGCCAGCCAGGUUCUCUUCUUGGAAUGCCUCCACAAUCACAAGGUUUAUAUGGACCUCCUCAAAUGGGAAAUCAAAUGUAUCCACCGCCACCCCAGCAAGUACGGAUGCCAAAUUAUGCAGGGCAGCAACAGCCUAAUUAUGCAGGGCCACAACAGCCUAAUUAUGCAGGGCCACAACAGCCUAAUUAUGCAGGACAGCAAAAGCCCAAUUAUGCAGGGCCGCAACAGCCUAAUUUUGGAUUAAACCCCUAUCUUCCACAGGCACCACCAAGACCACUGCUACCACCAAAUCCUGAGGCAUCAGCUGGAUCAGCAAAGUUUGUUUACAAGCACCCAGUGACGGUUUUAAAUGAAAUGAAGAAAAAUGUUGUAUACAGGGACUGCCCCACCAAUAAUGAUUUUGUGUGUGUUAUUACGGAGGUUGAUGGAAGGUCAUAUGAAGGAUAUGCAGAGACCAAAAAAGAAGCAAAGAAAAAUGCAGCAAAAGAGGCAUUGAAGAACCUUUUUAAUAUCAUCUGUGUGGAAGGUCCUAAUGAAGAGGAAAAGGUACAAAAGGAGAGGAAAGAAAAAAGUACUGAGUCCAAAUUAAAACAGAAAAAGAAAGAUGAACGUGAGGAUGAGAAACUCAUCGAUGAAAUGUUAGAGGACCUGAAAAAUCUAACCAUGCCUGGUGUGAAUGUUGUUAGUGAAAAACCACCAUCAGCUAGAGACAAAAAACGAGGGGCACAAGGUGGAAACAGGCAGGGGGAACAACGGGAAAGACAAAACAGUGAGAGUGGUAUGAGUAGGCAGAAAGAGGACAGUGGUGGAAGUGAAGAGCCUCAGAGAGGAAAAGGUAGAGGUGGAAGAAGAAGGAGGGGGAGAGGAGGAACGGGUGUACUGGAGGAUGGGGAAGAAAUGCCAGGAGAGGGUGAUGUGGGCAAUGACUCUGACAAUGAGAGUGUGUGCAGCCAUGUUUCACAGCCAGGUAGAGGUCGUGGUAACAGGAGAAGAGGCAGGGGAAGAAAUGCUCCUAAUCAACCCAAUGAUGAUAGGGAUUCCUACCAAAGGAAUGACUCAGACAAUGAAAGUGUCAGCAGUCAGAGUUCACAGUCUGCAAGGGGUAGGAGUCAAAGAGGAGGAAGGGGUAGAGGUAGAGGAGGAAGGGGAGGUGAUCCAGGGAGAAGUGAGAGAGGUCAAGAGUCUAGCCAAGAUGGUGUGACAGAGCAGCCCAGCCGAGAAUUUGAAGAUGAUGCAGACGUAAGCUUCUCGGAGGCUAAGGUAUUCAAAUUCCUGGUGAGUACAAUGGGAGGAUGUGCCAGCAUAGCAAAAUUCAAAGAGGAAUAUACUCCCUUGCCUCCAAAUUUUGAUGAGUGGAUAAUGGAACCAAGGAAGCGACUAUCCAUUUUUAAAAGGAACCACAAACCUCUAUUUAUUAGACCCUUUCACAUCAAUGCUACAGUAUGUGCUCAUCAUAUGGGUUUUGGAGGAAAAAAGAAAUGUGACCGUAAGGAUUGCAGCCAUUUUCAUAUUUGUAACUUCUUCUUGAAUGGAUGGUGCAAACGUGGCUUCAAAUGUAGAAAAGGUCAUACAUUUACAAAAGGUCACAACAGGGUCUUGAAAGCAAAACUUGGGCUUAAUCCUUUUAAAGAUGUGGAAAUAAAAACCAUUGUUCAGUGCAGGUAUCCCCAGAUUUGCCACAGAAAAAGGUGUCCAGAAGGCGAUGAUUGUCCUUAUCUUCACAUCUGCUUUAACUACAUUCGAGAUAAAUGUGAAGAUUCUAACUGCCCUCGAGGACAUGAUUUAGAGACCCCUCACAACUUGUGGGUCCUCUCAUGCCACAGGAUGGACAAGUGGACCAAGGAGAAAUUAGCCCUGCUGAAGUUUCUCAUCAAUAUGCCAAGAAAACCAAGAAGCAAGAAGGACCCUGGUGAUGGAGCAUCCGCCGUUGAUUUUUCUGAAAUCAUGAGUAAUGUGGAUGAAUUAGAGUUGUCUGAUGACAUGGAUGAUGAUGAAGAUGAAGAUGAUGAUGGUGAGGAAGAGGAAGAUUAUGUAGAGGAAGAGGAAAAAGAUGUCUAUCCUGGAAGUUAUGGAAGAGACCCUUCAGAGUCAACAGAAGAGGUUUACCCCCAGAAGAGAAGAUUGGAUAGAAAAGACAGAUGGGCAGCCGACGUGGAGGACACAGAAUUCCUGGAGUAUGGUAGAAAGCCAGACACUGAGGCAUCCAUUCCAGGUAAUAAUGCACAGGAGGUGACGUCAAAGAGUAUAGCGGAAAAGGAUGCACACAAAAAAGACAUCUGUGUCAGUAGUUUGUUGGCAGCCUGCCAGGGGAGGGGCUGCGAUAAACACCACACACCUCUCCCCUACCUCUGGCAGAUCCGUAUCUAUGGCGAUUGGGUCAGCUUUAACGAUGCGGAAAACCAGAAACUGGAAAAAAGCUACUGCAGUCUAGAAGAUGUGGAAGGAGGGGAGGUGGAGUAUCAAGAGAGAAGAUACAGGGUUCACAUGAAGUUUAACGAGGAGAAGGGAGUUGUGUAUGAGAUAAUCCACGGAGAUGAACCCCUGAGUACACAAGACGUUCUCGCCAUUAGGCGUCUGUCCACGGCGUCGUUUGCUAAGGAGAGGAAGCCAUUGGCUGCCGGUUCGUUCCACACCCAGUGGCGGUGGUACUAUCAGGAUGAUGCCAAGCAGUGGGUUCUGUAUGACAAGGAAAGAUUCCAGUACACUUUGGAGAAAAAAUAUCUCAGUGGACAAAAGAGUUACCUUUUUACAAGAGAAAGCUACCGAUUUAAGUAUCGGAUAGAUUUUGCAGGUUUGCAGCAGACGAAUAUUGAUACAGAUAAAGUUCGCAAGAUUCUCCGUCGACCAGUGUUUCUCUCACUGGCAGAUGUGGCAGCAAAAUCCUUUCCACCCUACCUUGCCAUAUCCUAUCCCGGCUCCAGACCCCCUGGUUGGGCCCCAUGGGACUUGGCACAUGAUUUUGAAUUAGUGGAUUUGGAGGAAUCUAACAAAGAGUUCGUAGAUGUCAAAUCUUCCUUCUUCAGCACACUUAAGGAGGACAAUUUCCAGAUCUGCAAUAUUUAUCGUGUACAGAAUCUGGAGCUCUGGAAUGAGUACAAAAUGAAGAAGUCCAAUAUGGAAAGAAUCAGUGAGGCGAGAGGUGGAAGCGUGGAUGAGAGAAGCCUCUUUCAUGGCACAGAUUCCAUUAACACUUGUUAUGGAAUUUGUACUACCAAUUUUGAUUUUAGAUUGAGUGGUAAAAACGCCACUAUGUAUGGCCAAGGGUCAUACUUUGCUACUACUUCAAAGUACAGCAAUUGCUACACCAGAGGUCCAUUGCGGCUGAUGUUAAAAGCAAAGGUUCUUAUUGGUAGCUACACCAAAGGGGAGAGGGACAUGAAAUGUCCCCCGAUUAUGGAAGGUCACAGGCGGUAUGAUUCUUGUGUAGAUAAUAUGGCCAACCCAACAAUAUUUGUCACUUUUGACAGAAACCAGAGCUACCCGGAAUACCUGAUAGCAUAUAAAGAGAAAGAUGAUGAUCUCGUUUCGCCUGCUGCAGUUCCAAUGCCUGUGAGCAGGCCAACGUCUUUAGGAGCAACUGUUCAGAGUUCAAAUACAGGGUCUGCUAAUGCACAUUCUGGUUAUAACCAGAAUUUUUCUAGCAGUUCGUACAACUCUUCUAGCAGUGCUCAAGGCUACCCAACUCGAGUGAGUAGUGCUCAGAAUGCUGGUGCUCAACCUUCUGUGAGUGUAGGUCAGGUGUACAGCAACCCCUAUCUGUCAUCUCCCACUACACCCUCUGAUUUACCUGCUUCUCAGGUGAGUCCAGUAGAGUCCCCAGGUCUGUCUUACCGGACAUCUUCCGGGCGCGUGGAACGGAUGGACUAUCCAGAACGGAGGAAGAAGGAUGAUACCUGUAGUAUCCAGUAGACAGUGAGGAAGAGGAUAGCUUCAGUAUCCUGAAGACACAGAGAAAGAAGGAUAACUGUAGCAUCCACUGCUAUGGAUAGGAAAACUUUUUUACAUAAAAGCAAUUAACAUUUCACUGUAUUUCUCUUCUAAGUUUUGUAUUUUUGAUUACAAAUAGGUCAUGAGAAUCAAAUCUGUUAUGGAUGAAUUUGUACAUAAGCUAGUAUACGGUAAUUAUUUGGUAAUUGAGGAUCUUUUGUUUUUAGAUCCCACCAGUGUCAUGAAACAACAUGCCAUGAUUUUUCUUAUUUUUUCAUUUAUUCAUGAGAGCUAAAGAGCAAAAUCUGUUAAUUCAGUUAUUGGUGGAUACAAAGGAUCAGAUUACAAAUUACUUAUUACAAACAUUGUUGAAUAUUUGUUGUGCAUUAUGUAGAAAUCUUAAACAAACAAUGGGUUCAAGACCUUUUUUUCAAUCAGUUUAACUAUACCCUGGAACGUUAAGCAAGCUGCAUAAACUUGCCUUGUUUAUUCUCAAACCAUUGCUAAUACAAUGUAGCUGCAAACAUAGCCAACAUGAGCAAUCGAGAAUAUCAUGGUAUAUGACAGGGAUUGUGUUGGUAUUUUAAACCUUGUCAGCCAUUUUUAGCUGUAAGGGUUGUACCUGCUUGUACUAAAAUCACUGGUUAAGGAAAAUACAAAACAUUAUAUUCAUAUAUGAAUAUCAUAGAAAUAUUUUGUAUAUUCACCUAUGUUGAUAUUUUUCCUAUUGAAGGUUCAAGAUGAAAACAUAAGAGGGUUGAUGUGAACAGUUGGUUAUUUUACAGUAGACAAGACGUACUAGAGUUGUCACCAGUAUGUCAGUCUCACUGUACACAUAAACACUGAAUUUAUAGUGAUUUGUUGUUGUAUGUGGUACAUGUAUUUUGUUAUGCGAUACAGAAUGUGCCAUAAAAAGUUACUGUAACAGUGAUUAAGAAUAUCUUAAUGCUAUAAUCAAAAAUGAUGUAUGUACUGUAUAUUUAAGAUAUACUAAGUAUCUAAGUGAUGUAUUUCGUAAUGUACUGGAUUAUUUAGACAUUGAAGCAUGAGAUCAUGUCGAAAUAGCUAUAAGCACCUCAAGAAAGAUCGAGGUUUAUAACGUUGGUUAUUACAAAUGUUACGGAAAUCUUUUUAGUAAGGAUACAUGCUUUAUAGUAAGGAUACAUGAUUUUCAGUAAGAACACAUGCUUCUCUGUAAGGAAAUCUUUUCAGUAAGGAUACAUGCUUUUCAGUCAGGAUACAUGCUUUUCGGAACGGAUAUUACAUGCUUCUCAGGAUACAUGCUUUUCGGUAAGGAAACAUGCUUCUCAGUAAGGAUAUAUGCUUUUCAGUCAGGAUGCAUGCUUUUUGGUAAGGAGACAUGCUUCUCAGAUUUGUGGAAGGGAAUAAGAAGAUAAAAUCUGCCAUGACAUCUCUUGCACAACUUAAUAAGUUUAUAUGUAUCUUUAUAGAGUUGCUUAUAACCUUGAAACACACAUGUAACUAGGAAUAGUAGCUUCCCAGUAACAAAUAAAAAUAUAUACAUGUACCAGUAUAUAUAGACCUUGAAUGAAGGUCAGUUGAGCAAGGCUACACAAAUGGUGAGAAGUUAUUUAAUUCUUAAUUGUAUUUUUGAUUAACCAAACGUUAAUUGAAAUAUGAAUGAGAAACGGUAGCCACAUGUGACAGGAAAGCUUACUAAGACUGACAGAUGUGCCAUAAUCUAAUGCCCUGUUCACACGAAGAGUUUAAUUCUCAGUAAAUUAAUGCGAAGUAAACUAAUGUGAAUCAAAAUAAUGCGAAUUAAAUUGCAUUCACACGACAGCUAAAUCGAAGUAAACUAAUGCGAAUGAAUUAAAAUUUUAUAACUACAAAAAGACUAUUCAGGAAGGCUAUUAUGACAUCAUUUGUAAAUCACGUCAUGUAUGCAGAGCCAUCCAUUUGAAUCAUAGUGGCUACAGGGAUACAAUUAGUGAUUACCAUGCUUUUCCUUGAUUUUCGAACCAAAUGUAACACAGAUACCUAAAUCUAACCAUCAACAUGUGUACUGUGACUCAGUUCUGGCCUUAUGCAUGCAUCAAAAUUUAAUUUGAAUUAGCUUCGCUUAGCGUUCACACUGAGUUAAUGCGAAGGAAUUUAAUGUGCAGUAAAUUAAUUCGAAUUAAACUAAUUCGCAUUAAAUUCUCCAUGUGAAUGCUAAGCAAAGCUAAUUUGCAGUAAACUUACGUUUAAAUCGAAUUGAACUCUCCAUGUGAACAGGGCAUAUGUUUAAAAUUUGUAGAGUCUUUUUAUAGAUUUUUCAAACUUCUGUCUAAUAGAUAUUCAUCCUAUUGAGAUUGCCCACAUUUUGUCAAAUUCUCACCAUUAUUGCACAGAGGAGGGCAUGUGUGUAAUAUAAACUCGCAUUUUAGUGGAUUGUUGAAACAUGCAACCAACUUUUUUCACAUUACAUGAAUUAAAUUGUACGUUUAUUGGUUCUGAAAAAUAUGUAAAGUUUCAUUGCUUGAUUAGUGAAGUUAAUGGGCAUGGGGAGGUCUAAGAAUACAUAAAAAGCAUGAUUUCUUGAUAUGAAAAAAGAUUAUUUGUACACAUGUAAUUUCAGCACAUUUACAUAUAAUGUAUGACUUGUAGCCUAAGUUCAUGAAUCAAACUUAACAAUGAAAUGUAUAUGUAAUUAAAAUCGGUCUAUGUAUUUAAAGAAAAAUAUGUUAGUAUAUGUAUGUAUACUUAUACAGCAGUGUAUUGCAGUGACAUGUCUUUAUAAUAACAAAGGUGUAGGGAUUUUUUUAAUGCUUUAUUUUUAAAACGUUUUCUUCCAAACAAAAGAAGGUGUAAGAAAUUUUUGCAUUUUGAUUUUGAACACUAAUUACUGGUUAUUUUAAACAAUGAUUUUGAGUACUUGUAAAUCACUAAUGAAUUUUGAUCAUUUGCUUGUUCACAUUAUUAUGCUUUCUAAUGAUAUUUAGAAAAAAAAGAUGUUAACUUUCUGACAAUUAUAACCACAAAAGUUAAACUUUCUAUUUGUGUUUGUAAAUUAGUCACCCCCUUUUUUUAGCUCAAUUGAGUCAAAUGCUACAAGAAGAGACUUUCAGAAUAAAAUUGACCAGGAAAAAAGAGAAUGCUUUGAUUUGAAUUUAGAUUUAAUAAAUAGUGGCCUUGAAUGAUCAAUGUCUUUAGUAUAAAAAAAGUAUGUAAGGCCAUCUUUGAAAGACUUCUAUUUGCCCUCUUUUGACUUUUUGUUAAAAACAAUUGGGAUAAUAAUUUUAAAAGUAGAUGAUUUUUUUUUCUAGAAAAAUGUCAACAUACUUGUCAAUGAGAUGAGAAAAUUCUUGAAAAAAACUUUUUAAAAAAAUAUUAAAAAUAUUGUUUCUUGUAGGUUAAAAAAUGUUUUGAGUUGGACCAUUUUAGUCUGUUGGUUGGGAGAGGGCAAACAAAGAGUUUUUUUUAAAGGAUGGCUACAUUUGUGUAAGAUGUCCAUUUUAUGAUAAUGUAAUGCUAGUCUAGCUAGUAUAGUGUGUUUUCCUUUCUUCCUUUGGCUUUUCUUCUUCCCUCAAAACUAAGUUUGGGAGAAUAUACUGGAGGCUCUAUGUCUGUUUUUUUUUUCAUCUUUGAAGCUUAAUUCUAAACUUUGUAGAAAUGAUAAAACUACAGUUUAAAUAUGUGCUCCUUUUCAGGUUUUGUAAAAAUUUUAAAAAGUAUUUUAUUUCAUCAUAAUGUACAUAACUAGCAUUGAAAUAAGAGAAGUAAAAUUCUUAUCUGGACGUAUUUUUGAAAUCUGAAAGAAUUUUAUAGGCUAGUACCGUACUUCAUACAAAGGUAGCUUUCUGCCAGAAGUGCCUACAUGUAUAAUGAUAUUACAUCAUUGUCUUUUAGACAAGGUCAAAUUCACAACUAGGCUACAAAAAAUUAAAAUUAAGUCUGUGAUAAUUUUGAAGGAAUGGAAGAAACCUGACCCAAACUAGAGGUACUGUGAGCGAUGAGCUCAUUAAAUGAUACCCCCCGCCUCCCAUAUGGUUAUAACUGGUGAAAAAUUCCAUGUUUUCUUGUGGCCGGGAAACCGAAAAUAUGUGUCGGAUCAAAAAGUAAAACAGGAGGUGCACAAUGGCAAUAUGUAAUAAAGAUUCUGUGAAAGUUUCAUCAAAUUUCAUUCAGUGGUAUGAGAGGAGUUGCGGAUAAGAGAUGGGUACCCCAAAGCGUAACAGACGGACGGACAGACGGACGGACGGACGGACGGACGUACAGACGGACGGAAAUACCGAUUACUAUAUACCCUCCCGCUUUUCAAGCGGGGGGUAUAACAAAGAUGUAAAUGUAAAAUUGUAGCUGAUGAUUGAUUAAAAGCAUUUACAGAUUGUGCUUGCAUGGCUCAAAGGUUGCAUUUGGCAAGAAACAAGUGUGAAACAAGAGCACUUUGAUCAUUUUAACAAAGUCACUUAGAUCUAAGUGUAAAAUUAUUUUCUUUUGCCAGAUAAAAUGACAAUGACACAGAACAUUUAGGACAUUAAUAGGUCAAGGUCAGGUCACAAUGUUCAGGUGUUUGAAUUUCUGAAGGUCACGGAAAUGUAACAUUUUGAAAAUAAAACUUGACAUGGAAGGAGCACCAGGAAGUUAUACUUGGCACACAGGAGUAUUCCCAGUUAUUUGUUACAAAUGUUUCAUGUUUUUGACCAUGACACCUUCAUUCUAGAGUGUUACAAUCUUCAUUAAGACACAACAUUUAGGCCAUGGAAAAUUAAGCAAGCUGGCAGAGUUCUUCUUAAAUAUAUUUUAAGUAUUUUCUUUCAUUAGUUGAAACAGGUAGUUUUUAAGUUUUGUUAGAAAAUUGUUGUAGGUUGAUUAUUUUCCCUAUCUAGUUAAACAUUGCUACAUGUUUUGUUCUUUGUCCAUUGCAUUAUUGUUUAAUUUAAUAAAGUUGAAUUUAAUUUUAA
This is a messenger RNA of Saccostrea cuccullata (small rock oyster), 9237 nucleotides long. RefSeq lists its product as uncharacterized. Gene Ontology annotation, cellular component: nucleus. The coding region runs from base 68 to 4312 and encodes 1414 amino acids. Gene Ontology annotation, molecular function: NAD+-protein mono-ADP-ribosyltransferase activity; NAD+ poly-ADP-ribosyltransferase activity; metal ion binding. Lineage: Eukaryota; Metazoa; Mollusca; Bivalvia; Ostreida; Ostreidae. The record is from RefSeq and is a predicted model, not a curated record. The transcript has 10 exons.